Thrips palmi is the source of this 1261-nucleotide messenger RNA. RefSeq names its product aquaporin-2-like. Gene Ontology annotation, biological process: transmembrane transport. The transcript has 9 exons. NCBI's taxonomy places the organism in Eukaryota, Metazoa, Arthropoda, Insecta, Thysanoptera, Thripidae. Bases 223 to 1179 code for a protein of 318 amino acids. Gene Ontology annotation, cellular component: plasma membrane. Gene Ontology annotation, molecular function: water channel activity. The record is from RefSeq and is a predicted model, not a curated record.
GCCUCGAGUAAACAGUUUGGAUUGGCGUAUAUACGUGGCGAGGGAUCGAACACGCACGCCAGUAUCUGAACGGCAUUGCAACCCGCACCUUCAAAAUCGCGUCGGAACAGUUUGGACUAAAGUACAAGUGCCACCGACUUCGGACGACAACACCAGUUCAGAAGACGUGGGAACGGCGUCGUUGUGACUGUUUCUGCUAAAUUUUAGUGCGUUUUGUUCGAUAUGAGGACCGAGACGAGCAAGGAACAUGAGGCACUGCCAUCCGAGAAGGCCUGCACGUGCCUGGACCUCUCCGCCGGUACCAGCGGCCCCGGCGGCUCAGGUGCAUUCCGCUCGAACUUGAACUUUUCCACCGAAGACAACAUCCGCAGUCACGCCAAGCCCAACGCGCUGCAGGCCAUCUUCAGACUGGGCGCGGACGACACCAGCAGACCGGAGCCAAUCUGUGAUUCCAAGACUCCGCAGCAGGAUGGGGACGCACCGGAGAGAUCAAGGGACUGGAUCGUGGACGCGGGCUCUGAGUUCCUGGCCACCGCCCUCCUCAUGUUCGUGGGCUGCGCGGGGGCCUUCAUCGAGAUGACCAAGCCCUCCACCAACGUGUACGGCGGCGCGGCCUUCGGACUGGGGGUCUUCAUGUGCACCUCGAUCUUCGGCAACGUGAGCGGCGCGCACAUGAACCCGCUGGUGACGCUGGUGAACUGGGCGUUCGCGGGGCUGCGGUGGACGCGCGUCCUCGUGUACGUCGUCAGCCAGAUGCUGGGCGCGCUCGUGGGCAUGGGGGCGCUCUACAUCGUGGUGCCCCCGGACGUGCAGCAGGCGGUGGGUGAGCUCACCACGCCGACGUACUCGGCGUGCUGCACGCGGCCCCUGGACUCCAUGUCGUCGUGGUCCGCGGUGCUGGCCGAGUUCGUGGUCACCAGCAUCCUGCUGGGGGCCGUGGCCGUGAGCAUCGACAACCCGCCGCCCACACCGGGCCUGCACUUCGGCAUGCUCGUCUUCGGCAUCUGCACCGUGGAGGCAAUGUACACUGGAGCUAGUAUGAACCCCACCAGGACGAUAGCUACUGCAGUCUGGACUGGCGUCUGGGAUCGGUUCUGGGUGUACGUGGUCGGACAACUGUUCGCCCUGGCCUUCGUCGUGGCAACUUUCGCGUUCUUCCGCAAAAAGAAACAAUGCUAAGUUUUAAGCGAACAAACUAAGAUAGACUGUUGAAUCCAUUGCGCAUUCAUGACUGUAAAAAAUAAAGUCUUCUUGACGUAUU